This is a messenger RNA of Exaiptasia diaphana, 2480 nucleotides long. RefSeq lists its product as uncharacterized. The record is from RefSeq and is a predicted model, not a curated record. NCBI's taxonomy places the organism in Eukaryota, Metazoa, Cnidaria, Anthozoa, Actiniaria, Aiptasiidae. Bases 443 to 1480 code for a protein of 345 amino acids. The transcript has 5 exons.
ACACACCAUGUUUAUUUUUAAUGGCUGAAGCUUUACACUCCAUGAGAUCAAACUCUCCGACGAACGCUUGMUAGUUUCUUGCAAUAUUUGCCAUGGGUUGCCAAGGUAACAUCAGUUAAUUUGGCGGCAUUAUAUUAUGCUCACAUGGCCAGCAAACGCCCGUCUGURCGUGYAUUCUGCACUUAACUUUGAACUACGUAUACACAGUUUUUAAUUUWAUUUUUUUUCGUUUUCGUUUAUUGCGUCGUUUGGUSUACAGAGUAUGCUUUGAGAUACYCAUCAGAAAAGUGAAGCGUUUACUGGAAGUUCUCAUUUCAUUUGCAUAUUUUAUCGGAGAGGAUUUGACAGAUGUGAUUUUGUGGAUACAGCAGAUCUCUCACCGAGUUUGCCCUCAGGAAAAGGACAACAACGCUGUACUCGCUAAAGACUGUUUUCAUGCGAUAUGUUCUGUUCAUUUCUUCUCGUGCUUUUGGCAGUUGGCAAAGUAAARUUGUUUGAACUUUCAACGACAUACGUCAGAGUUGGUUGCUAUGCCGACAAUAACAACACAACACGUCCUCUGCCCGAUCUCCUUGGAAACUAUUAUUAUUCUAUGACGUGGAAUACCAUAGAUGAUGUCAUACACAAUUGUUCCAAGCUUGCACAGAGUGAAGAUCACAGGUAUUUUGGUCUUCAACACUACGGCGAAUGUUGGUCGGGAAAGAACGCUGACUUGACAUACGCCCGCGAUGGCUCAAGUGACGCAUGCGUCAACGGUGUUGGCAAGAAAGGAGCGAAUUUUGUGUACAAGUUUUUGAACACCGCUGAUCAAAGUUGUGAUAUGGGAUGGCAUUCUACUAAGAAGUCGUGUUUUCAGCUCGCUUCGAAUAUCACUUCUUACGUGCACGCCGAUAAAUACUGCACAAAACAACUUGGGUCCAUUUUCCUCGCAAAGACACAAAACAGCUUUUUAACCCUAGAUCGCUUGCUACUCACUCUUGAUUUAAACAAACAACUGAACGAUACAGAUUGUAUUGUAUUCAAGGACACAAGUGUUUCUUACGGCGGGGUUUUGACCUCCUGGAAUUCAAGCAUGCCUACCCUUGCUGGGGGUCUCACGGCCAGCAAUCUGGGGACUGGUUACGAGUGCGCAGUUAAAGACAUCAAUGGGAAGUGGUAUUAUCAUAGCUGUGGCUUGAAAAGCUGUCAUAUUUUGUGUAGUAAGCACAGAGACGCAUUGCCCGGUGAUGGUAGAUUUGCGUUGGAACGAGAGUACUCCUUCCUCAAGAAUAACCUUUUACGAUGGCAACUAGUUGAUGACGUAAAACAAUGUGCACGUGAGUGUCUCGUGACAGACAAAUGCAAGUCGUUCAACUUUGAGUUCAGAUCACAUGACCUGUCAGUAGGCUCCAAAUGUGGCCUAAACAAAGGGAAAUUGGAUGGAGCAGUUGGAGCCUUAAGUUACUCGCUGAAGUAUCAUUACUAUGAAAGGCUCUCUUAGAUCUUAAACCAGUUUUAGCUCUACGUGCAUGUCAGCAAUGGUGGAUGCCGUGGUUUUAUCGUGAAAUCAAGAACGUUAGGACCCAAAGUGCAUACUUUAUCAUCCUCAAAUACACGCAUGGUUAUCCAGUCUUUGUUGAUUUGAAAGUAUAGUCCUUAAAACUUAACCUUGAAAAAUUCAAUUAAAGUCGGGUAGUCAAGUAGACACAAGAAGAAAGCAAUACAAUCAGAGCGUACUAAGGGUGCUUUCCAUUUAGGUAGAACUGGCCUGCCAGUCCGCUCUAUUUAGAGGCAUAUUAUGCUUUUUGUCAACAUUUUUCUGUCAUUUCGAGGUUUUCUAUAGAAUAAUGGAUAGAAUUUGAAAAUUUGAAUUUCCCGACGAAAUAGGAAUGAUAUAUAAUAUAUUUUCUCUGGGUCUGGCUAGCCAGUUCUGACAAAUGGAAAGCGCCCUAAGGUUUAUUAGUGUUACACCUGUUUCACGGGUUUUUGGACUUUACUUUAUGACGUAAAAAGUUUUAUUGUCUAGCUCUUUCCUAUCCCAUGGGCCAUUUAGAGUGUGCAUUAUUUCUCAGUAGUAGCUAUUAUUCAYCCCUCAAACAUGGCCGUCGGUCUUUUAUCUUUUGAAUCUCAUGAUUAUAACGAGAACUUUCAAUGGAAGCUACCCACGUCUUCACUGUUCGCAGAAUAUUUCAUCGUGGUCCCGCAUUUUUAUAAGAAUGAGAAGUUUAUUGACUAAAUGACUAGACUUAUAACAGUAUAUUUUAGCAAAUUUAAAGGAAGUCGAGAUUCAAGYUUUCGAAAAAUACUCAAUUUAGUCGAUCUUUGAUAAUUGUAUGUAGCCGCCAUCUUGGAUGACAACAUUGUGGACGGAGCUUCGAGACACCGGCUUGAAAGAAAAAAAAAACAUAUGUAAAAAAACAACUGUUUAAGUGAGUUUAUAAAAUUUUUCAUUUAAUGUAGUUUAAAUUUUAUGUUUAUAAUUAAAAUGUGAUGUAAAUAUA